AUGUCUGGAAACUCCAACGUUGGCAACAGCGCCGUCUACGAGGCUGGCGACCAGAGAAACGCGAAGAACGACGAGACCAACAAUACCGAGCGCUUCCACGAGGGCAAGGAGCACUCCCAUUUGGCUACGGACUCUAAGGACGAACGAUCCAUCGCCAACAGACUUGCGGCUGAGGAGAAGAAGCAUAAGGAGGGCAAUGAGGAAGAGUCUCUCGAGACCCGCCUUGGCAAAGAGGACCCCACACUGCCCGCCAAGCUACACGGCAACAAGCCUUCCCGGGGCGCUGAGAUUGACAAGCAACUCCAAGAGGAGGAUGAGCUGCGCCUGAGACAAAAGCAGGGCAAAUAA
Colletotrichum orchidophilum is the source of this 348-nucleotide messenger RNA. RefSeq lists its product as uncharacterized. Lineage: Eukaryota; Fungi; Ascomycota; Sordariomycetes; Glomerellales; Glomerellaceae. The transcript has 3 exons. The record is from RefSeq and is a predicted model, not a curated record. Bases 1 to 348 code for a protein of 115 amino acids.